Messenger RNA from Danio rerio (zebrafish), 3094 nucleotides. RefSeq names its product lysine (K)-specific demethylase 7Aa (gene kdm7aa). Gene Ontology annotation, biological process: midbrain development; chromatin remodeling. The record is from RefSeq and is marked validated. Gene Ontology annotation, cellular component: nucleus. Gene Ontology annotation, molecular function: metal ion binding; histone H3K27me2/H3K27me3 demethylase activity; histone H3K9 demethylase activity. Lineage: Eukaryota; Metazoa; Chordata; Actinopteri; Cypriniformes; Danionidae.
AUUAGGAAGAUGGCGGCUGCCCCGCUAUACUGUGUCUGCCGGCAGCCUUAUGAUGUUAACCGGUUUAUGAUCGAAUGCGACAUCUGUAAAGACUGGUUUCACGGCAGUUGUGUUCAGGUAGUGGAGCACCAUGCUGCUGAUAUCGAUGUUUAUCACUGUCCAAACUGUGAGCCCAUCCAUGGACCCUACAUGAUGAAAAAGCAUAACAACUGGCACAGGCAUGACUACACGGAGCCAAAUGAUGGCACACGGCCCGUGCAGGCAGGAACUGCUGUGUUUGUGAAGGAACUCCAGGCCAGGAGCUUUGCCAGCGGUGAUAUUCUGGUGCAGAUGCAGGGGAAUCAGGUGACCAAACGCUUCUUGGAGAAAGAGGGCUUCAAUUACCCUAUAGUGGUGCAUGACCUGGAUGGACUGGGGCUGAAACUGCCCCCUCCAUCAUUCUCUGUCAGUGAUGUGGAGCAUUACGUUGGUGCAAAUAAAGUCAUCGACGUGAUUGAUGUGGCGAAACAGGCAGACAGUAAGAUGAAGCUGGGAGAGUUUGUCAAAUAUUACUACCAACCUGAACGGCCCAAAGUGUUGAAUGUUAUCAGCCUGGAGUUCUCUGAUACAAGGAUGUCAAAUCUGGUGGUGGUUCCUGAUAUCGCUCAAAAGAUGUCCUGGGUUGAAAACUACUGGCCCGAUGACUCGUUCUUCCCCAAACCGUUCGUGCAGAAGUAUUGUCUUAUGGGAAUGAAAAACAGCUACACAGAUUUCCACAUCGACUUUGGAGGAACUUCAGUGUGGUAUCAUGUACUUUGGGGAGAGAAGAUUUUCUACUUGAUCAAGCCAACGAAAGCUAACCUUGCACUAUAUGAGGCCUGGAGCUCAUCGCCUAAUCAAAGCGAAGUUUUCUUUGGGGAAAAAGUCGACAAGUGUUACAAAUGCGUGGUGAAGCAGGGAACUACCAUCUUACUGCCUACUGGCUGGAUUCAUGCUGUUCUCACUUCUCAGGACUCGAUGGCGUUUGGAGGAAACUUCUUGCAUAACUUAAACAUAGACAUGCAGCUCAGGUGUUAUGAGAUGGAGCGCAGACUGAAGACUCCAGAUCUCUUUAAGUUCCCAUAUUUUGAGGCCAUCUGCUGGUAUGUGGCCAAAAACCUGCUGGAGACUCUUAAAGAACUGCGUGAGAAUAAAUGUGAAGCUCAGGGUUUUCUGGUGAACGGAGUGAAAGCUUUAAUCUCAUCACUGAAGAUGUGGUUGAGGAGGGAGCUCACUCAGCCUAACAGCGAAGUGCCAGACAACAUCAGACCAGGACACCUCAUUAAAGCUCUGAGCAAAGAGAUCCGACACCUCGAGGACGAUUCCAAUAAAGCUGUGAAAACUCAGGGAAGUGCUGAAUGUUCUUUAUCCCGCUCGACACUGGAGAAAGGAGAUCAAGCCCAACAGGCUGCUCGGCGACUGCAAGAUCAUCAUCAUCACAGACGCCGCCACCACCAUCACCACCAUCAUCAUCAUCAUCACCACCACCAUCAUCACAGCCGAAAACUGCCCUCAAACCUGGACGUGCUGGAGCUCCACACACUGGAGGUGUUGAAGAGACUGGAGGUUGGCCAGCUGAAGGAGGACUCGGCCUUCAGCUCCAAAGUCAAUGGCAAGUUCAAGAAAGUGUGUCCAGUGCCUGCUGCGGCGGUGGAGGCUAGUCAUGAUAACGCCCUGCGGCUGGUCAUGUGCAAUGGAAAGAUUAUUCGGGAGAGGAUGCCCAUCACUAAUGUGGCAGCAACAGUCAACGCCGUGGAGAUGUACCAUAAACACAGGAUAAAGCUGGAAAGAAUCCCAAUGUGUCCAGAAGAAAAAGUUAAAAAAGAAAAAUGUGAGGAUGAAUUUGGUGUACAAUGCACUAUAAAGAAACCAGUCAGUCAAGGUGAAAGUGUGCAGACAGAACUCAGGACAGAGUCGCCACAUUUAGCAUCUUCAGACAGCGACUCAAAGGCGGGUGAUUCUGCUGAGAAGUGUUCAUUGGAGUCUGAGAGUUCAGAUGGAGAGGACGGAGGAAGCCAGAGAGACUCAGGGACUUUUGUGGAGCAUCUAAACAGCCACCGGCAUAGCCACCAUAAGCAAGCAUUAAAACGUGAACGUCCUACCUCACCCAACACUGACUGUGCCAUUCAGGGCAUGCUGUCGAUGGCAGGUCUGCUGUGUCCGCAGGCGUCAGGAGGAGCGGCUGAUAUUUUACAGCAGCGCUGGUGGGCCAGUCAGGGUAACGGCAGCAGCACCAGCAGCAGCAGUGACAUGUGGGACAGCAGUGAACCCUGUUCAGCCCCCCGCAGCCCAGAUGCAGAGGACGGCAGUCUGGGAGAGGAGUAUUCAUACAGAGAGAGCUCGCUUUCUCCUCCACUGCACCCCUCCAAACGACACGCGCCAAACCCCACACCCGUCAGCAACCAGGCCACUAAAGGAAAGCGUCCUAAGAAAGGACAGGCGACGGCUAAACAGAGGCUUGGAAAGAUCUUGAAAAUGAGCCGUCAUAAAGGCUUAUUCCUGUAGCAUGAUGGAGAAAAAACAAGACACGGCUGCUUUUCUUGAUGCGCUGGGAUUAUUUCACACUCACUCACUGUGCAUGUUUAGGCAACAGGGUAUGAUCACUUUCUUCACCAAUCAAUCACCAAAAAAACACAUCAAUUAGUGCAAGAAAACAGCUUUACUUUAGCCAACAUCACAACAUGAACAGCCAAGAGUCUCCAAAGGAAGCACAGAAGUGGACGGGAAAGAGUGUGUAUGUGCGUGCUUGUGUGUCCCGAAUUGAGGCCUCUUCUGUCCCUCAUCUUUACCUCGAUUGACGUGUGUAGCAUGAAGCCGAUGGUCUUCCUCAUCCCUCAACAGGGCGGCACUCCAUUGGACCCUCAGUUCCUCCUCCAGUCGUCUUCAAUCUGUGUUUUUCCUCCUCCUCUGAUCGUCUCAGGCUGAUGUGUGAGCUUUUUAUAAAUGGUGCUGAACAUUUAUAUGUCCUUCUCUCAAACCCUUGUGUUCCUCUUUAAGCAAUAAUUGUACAGCGGUGAGUGGUGUUGAGGAUUUUACUGGGCCGCACUUUUAGGAUGCAGGAAAAAAUAAGUCCUCU